This is a messenger RNA of Cynara cardunculus var. scolymus (artichoke), 2687 nucleotides long. Its product is annotated as inactive leucine-rich repeat receptor-like serine/threonine-protein kinase At1g60630. The coding region runs from base 652 to 2628 and encodes 658 amino acids. The transcript has 2 exons. The record is from RefSeq and is a predicted model, not a curated record. NCBI's taxonomy places the organism in Eukaryota, Viridiplantae, Streptophyta, Magnoliopsida, Asterales, Asteraceae. Gene Ontology annotation, biological process: protein phosphorylation. Gene Ontology annotation, molecular function: protein binding; protein kinase activity; ATP binding.
CUCAUGGAUUGGAUUUUAAUAAUCCAGGGUUUGAAAUUCAUUUUCUUGACCAAAUUGUGUGUGUAGAGAGAGAGAGAGAGAGAGAGAGAAUGUGGUGUUUCUUGGAGUUGCAAAGCUCUGAUUAAGUUCACGUGUAGACUUACCCAUCUGUCCGUGAGUCUUUAAACUUCAAGAAACACACUUUUACAGAUCUGUUUGCAUAAAUCUUUCUGGUUCAGCUCAAGAACUCAAGAACCAGCUGCCAUGGUGGUUUGUAAAGAUUCUUGCUUGCUUUCUUCUCCUGUUACUGUGUGUUUUUGUUUUCUUGAAGCUGGAAAGAUGUCGUCUUUGUCGGUCAAAUUCCAAAACCCUUCGAUAAUGACGUUUAAUUUGGGGGGAAAUUGUUGUUAAGAACCCUUUUUCUUUCUUUCUCUCUCUGACCCCCAAUCAUUUCAUCCAUUCAUUGCCACAAAAGGAAGACAAGAAAGUGCUGGAUUUGGAGUUGUUUUUCCUUCUUAUUCAAACCCCAUUUCCAUUAAUUUAAGCAGGAAGGUGUACAAGAAAAGGUAGUAGCCUUUUUGCAUGGAUCUUUAAUUGAAAACCCAUCUCAGAUUUGCUUUCAAGAUUCAUUGAAAACAGCAAAAGGAGUUUAAAGUUGAAACCCCAGAUGAGAUGAAGCAAAAUGGUGUUGUUUUCUUUCUGUGUUUGGUGUCUUUGUGUUGUGAAUGUGCAUUUGGUGGUGAUAGAGAAGCACUUCUGGGCUUGAAAUCAUCAAUCGAUCCAUCGAAUUCUCUUCAAUGGAAUGGAACCGAUUUCUGCAGAUGGGAAGGAGUUAGAGAAUGUUUAAGAGGUAGAGUGUCGAAACUUGUGCUUGAGAAUUUGAACUUGAAAGGGACAUUGGAUUCAGGGAAUCUCAAUCAGUUGGAUCAGAUUCGUGUUUUGAGUCUUAAACAAAACUCCAUCUCCGGUGAAAUCCCAGACCUUUCUGGAUUACCGAACCUUAAAUCACUCUACCUUUCUUACAACAACUUUUCCGGCGAGUUCCCGGCGUCUCUCACCACCCUUCACCGCCUCAAGACCAUUGUGCUCUCCGGUAAUCGUCUUUCCGGAGCCAUUCCUGAAACGGUUCUCAAUGUACAAAGACUAUAUGUUCUUUACUUGGAUGACAAUAGAUUCACCGGAAAAAUCCCACCCUUGAAUCAAACGGGUCUAAGAUAUCUCAAUUUGUCAAAUAACAAGCUUUCCGGCCAAAUUCCGGCGACCCCUGUCUUAGUUCGAUUCAACUCAACGUCAUUUUUUGGUAACAUUGAUUUAUGCGGUGAUGCAUUUGGCAUUCCGUGCAGUUUAGCUCCGUCUCCCUCUUUUGCUCCGGCGAAUCCAACCCCACCCACCACCAAGAAAUCGAACCAUCGCCGGAAUAUCAAGAUUAUAGUCAUAAUAGCCGGUUCCAUUGGUGGGUUUUUGUUAUUAUGCAUUUUAAUCGCAGUCUUAGUGAUCUGCUUGAAAAGAAAAAAGCAGAAGUCGCCGGAUGUGGCUGUUAAAGGAGCAGAAGCAGUCCCGGCGGCGGGUGGCGGCGGCGGAGCCGCCGCGACUGGUAGUGGGAAAAACGGGGGAGGUGGGUUUUCAUCUGAAGGCGAUGACAGUGGUGGUGGAAUAGGGAAACUGGUGUUCUUCGGCGGUGGAGAUCAGCCGGAGAUGAGUUACAGUUUGGAGGAUCUGUUGAAAGCGUCGGCGGAGACGCUGGGAAGAGGGACGGUGGGAAGCACGUACAAGGCGGUGAUGGAGUCGGGGUUUAUCGUGACGGUGAAACGCCUGAAAGACGCUAGGUAUCCUAGGGUGGAGGAGUUUCGAAGACACGUGGACGUCAUCGGACGGUUGAGACACCAAAAUUUGGUGCCUCUACGGGCGUAUUUCCAAGCCAAAGAGGAACGCCUGCUCGUCUACGAUUAUUUCCCCAAUGGCAGCCUUUUCUCUCUCAUCCACGGAUCAAGAACGUCAGCCGGUGGGAAGCCUCUUCAUUGGACAUCUUGCUUGAAGAUCGCGGAGGAUUUAGCUACCGGACUUCUAUACAUCCACCAAAACCCCGGCCUCACCCAUGGAAACCUUAAAUCCUCCAACGUCCUCUUAGGCUCCGACUUUGAAUCUUGCCUAACCGACUACGGUUUAAUGUCCUUCCGAAACCCUGAUUUCCCGGAAGAAUCAAGCGCGUCAUCCCUCUUCUAUCGGGCCCCGGAAUGCCGUGACAUGCGAAAACCCCUCACCCAACAAGCAGACGUCUAUAGUUUCGGUGUCCUUCUCUUGGAGCUUCUCACCGGGAAGACGCCAUUUCAAGACCUCGUUUUGGAACACGGGGCGGAUAUCCCGAGAUGGGUGAAGUCGGUUAGGGAAGAAGAAACGGAAUCGGGUGACGAGCCAACGUCGUCAGGAAACGAGGCGUCGGAAGAGAAACUGACGGCUCUUCUUAAUAUAGCAAUGGCGUGUAUCUCGCUUGUGCCGGAGAAUCGGCCGGUGAUGAAGGAGGUGUUGAGAAUGAUUAGGGAAACAAGAGCUGAAGCAGCUCAUGUGUCGUCGAAUAGCAGCGAUCAUUCGCCGGGAAGAUGGUCGGAUACCGUCCAAAGUUUGCCGAGGGACGAACAUUUGAGCAUAUGAUUCAUGGUUGGUUGGUUUGUUAAUUAUGGCUCAUUUUUAAUGAAAUUUGAUUCGCCAUU